AUGGGAAAUGGUAUGGCUGACUAUGUAAAAGAUGGUGCACACACAAAUGGGGUUUCCAUUAAGACUCUUAAAGAUUUUGACAUGUAUUGUUAUUAUGUUGCCGGUUUGACUGCUCUUGGCGCUACCCGUUUAUUUGUUGCAAGUGGUCUGGAAAGUUCCGAUCUCGCAGACGACACUAAUUUGUCAAUUAAUUUGGGUUUAUAUUACCAAAAAACAACCAUAAUUCGUGAUUAUUUAGAAGAUCAUCUUUAUGGACGUAAAUAUUGGCCAGAAGAAAUUUGGUCAAUUUAUGUUAAAGAUUCCUCUGAUCUUAAAGAACCUGGUUACGAAACUGAGGCUCUUGACUGCCUUUCAUCUAUCAUUCUCAAUAUUCUUAAUCAU
Messenger RNA from Cetraspora pellucida, 381 nucleotides. The record is from the annotation of a GenBank genome assembly. Lineage: Eukaryota; Fungi; Glomeromycota; Glomeromycetes; Diversisporales; Gigasporaceae.